GGACGGGCUCCGCUGACGGCACUGUGUUUUGCUGGCCCGACCCGGCGGGUCGCGGGCAGAUCAACGAGGCGGAGGGGCGGUCCAUCCGAGUGGAGGGAGGGAAGGAGCCUGGCCGCCUCCGGCGAGUGCGUGUGGGUGGGCAUGGAGGACGGGCGCAUCUGUGUGCUGCGGCGCGCUGACGGGGCACUGCUGCGGAGCAUCCGGGGGGCUCAUGCGGGGCCGGUGCUGGCGCUGGCGGCGGUGGGGGCGCAGAUGUGGAGCGGCUCGGGCGACAAAACCAUCGUAGCCCAUGACGCCCGCAUCCCCACCACCACCACCUCCUCCACAACCUCCUCCACCCCCCAGCCCCUGUUCAGUCUGGGCGAGCAGGGGGGCUAUGUGAAGGGGCUGCUGCUGCCCUUCUCAACCGCACCGGGAGCCAACAGCGGCAGCGGGGGCAACAGCAGCAGCCGCAACAGCAGCGGUGGGGGCUGGUGGGUGUGGGCGUUCACGAGCACCGGCACGCGCGUGUUGACCGCUGAGGCGCUGUGGCGGUCGCAGGUGGAGCGGGCGGAGGGGGCGGAAGGGAGGCUGGCGGCGGCGAAGGAGGAGGCGGCGGAGGCGGGGCGGCGGGAGGAGGCGGCGCGGGAGGAGGCGCGCAGGCAGCAACAGGCGGCGGAGGCGGGCAUGCAGGAGCUGAGGGACCAGCUGGGGUCGCUUCAGGAGCAGCUGGACGCCGCCUCGCAGCAGCUGGAGGUGGCGAGGAAGGAGGCGACGGAGGCGUCACGGCAGGCGGAAGAGGCGGCGGCGGCGCUGGCGGCUGAGCAGGAGGCGAGGGCGCGGCAGGGGGAGGCGGCGGCUGGGGAGCUAGAGGAGGCGAGGGCCCGAGUGGCUUUCCUGGAGGGCCGCGCGGCGGCGCUGAGUGGGCAGCUGGCGGAGGCGGCGGCGGCGCAGGAGGGGCUGCGGGGGGACAAGGAGGCGGAGGCUCUUGCCGCCGCCUCCGCUGCUGAGGCGCUGCGGGGGGCGCAGCAGCAGCUGCAGGGGGAGCUAGCGGAGGCGAGGAAGGAGCUGGAGUCGGAGCGGGCGGCCCACGCCGCUGCUCUGGCGGAGUGGGUGUCCCGCGAGGGGGAG
Astrephomene gubernaculifera is the source of this 1110-nucleotide messenger RNA. The record is from the annotation of a GenBank genome assembly. Lineage: Eukaryota; Viridiplantae; Chlorophyta; Chlorophyceae; Chlamydomonadales; Astrephomenaceae.